UCGACAAUCAAGUAAUAACGUUUUCCAUGUGUGCAGAUCGGCAGGGGUGAUCAUUUAUACGCAACGAAAACGAUUGUUUAAGUUAAAAACAUUCAGUUAGGCUUUUACAUGUCGAACAUACAUCAUUGCAAAGAUGAGCUCCUUUCUGAUAGACUCGAUCACGCCAAGCAGUCAUCGCAGAAGCCCGUCGCCAGUAGCACUCCCGAGAACCAGGGCACCGAUUCCAUGUGAUAUGAUGGCCUGGAGAGAUUACUGGCUACUCCAACAAGAUAAGAUCAAUUUUUGCCACUUGUGCAGUCCAGGAAAAUCUACCUUUGGCUCCUAUAGAAUAUCUACGAGAAGUCAAGACCACCCAUUCGUACAUCAAAAUUACAUCGCCAAGAAUGACCAGCUAAUGGAAGGUGAUUUUCACAGUUCGAGUGACGCCACGAGACACUUCAAAUCAUACUUUGGUGGUCGUGAAAAUGACAUGGCCGUGAAAAAGAGAAUACGAACGGCUUACACAAGUCUACAAUUGCUGGAGUUGGAAAAAGAAUUCAGUAACAAUCGCUAUUUAUCUAGACUGAGAAGGAUUCAAAUCGCCGCCAUGCUCGAACUCACUGAAAAACAAGUGAAAAUUUGGUUCCAAAAUCGCCGCGUCAAGUGGAAAAAGACCGCAAGACUUUCAACUCAAAUCAACAGUAUCGCUCGUUCCUCCAAUGAAUCAGUAAAAUGCAAAGCACAAAGCCUCAAUGAUGGCAUUAUUCUUAGCAAGAACGACUGGAAAUUGUAACUCUUCCAAUAUGCACAAUCAAGUUUACAAGAAAAAACAACAAGAACAGAAAGUGAUGCACCAAUUUUUCUUCCAUGAAUUUUUCCCAAUAAUAAAAAUAAUAGAGAAAAUAAUAAUACUAGACGUAUAUGCUUUCUUACUUUCAAGUUUUGAGAAUUCUACAUGGUGUAUUGAAAAAAGUUUACAAUAGGGAAAGUGUCGCAAAAUUCAUUAGCGCAAAAUAUUUGCGAAAACCUUUAUAGUGUAAAAAUAAGUAUAGUUGGAUUUCCAAUGUUCAUGUGACAGUAAAUUUUUCG
Messenger RNA from Xenia sp. Carnegie-2017, 1068 nucleotides. Its product is annotated as homeobox protein Hox-A2-like. Gene Ontology annotation, cellular component: nucleus. Gene Ontology annotation, biological process: regulation of transcription by RNA polymerase II. Gene Ontology annotation, molecular function: RNA polymerase II cis-regulatory region sequence-specific DNA binding; DNA-binding transcription factor activity, RNA polymerase II-specific. Bases 134 to 772 code for a protein of 212 amino acids. Lineage: Eukaryota; Metazoa; Cnidaria; Anthozoa; Malacalcyonacea; Xeniidae. The record is from RefSeq and is a predicted model, not a curated record. The transcript has 2 exons.